Messenger RNA from Ylistrum balloti, 2919 nucleotides. RefSeq names its product solute carrier family 53 member 1-like. Gene Ontology annotation, biological process: cellular response to phosphate starvation; phosphate ion transport. The record is from RefSeq and is a predicted model, not a curated record. Gene Ontology annotation, molecular function: inositol hexakisphosphate binding. The transcript is spliced from 16 exons. Bases 113 to 2170 code for a protein of 685 amino acids. Gene Ontology annotation, cellular component: Golgi apparatus; cytoplasm; plasma membrane. NCBI's taxonomy places the organism in Eukaryota, Metazoa, Mollusca, Bivalvia, Pectinida, Pectinidae.
CAGUCGAUUGCUCUGUGUCAUUAGAGUCCGAAUGACGAACAUGAUCCGCUGAUAUUUCGUCUGGAUGAUUUGACAAAUAUCUUUACGAUUUUGGUGAAGACAGCCUGCAAAAAUGAAAUUUGCGGAACAUCUUGGUGCGCACAUCACUCCAGAGUGGAGGAAGCAGUACAUCCAGUAUGAGGCUAUGAAGGAAAUGCUGUAUGAGGCACAAGAGCAGUCACCAUCUGCUGAAGUAACGGACCAGACCAUCAUACAGAGAUUUCUGGCAAGGUUUGAUGAGAGAUUUUUCCAGUUCUGUGACAAGGAAUUGGCUAAAAUUAACACCUUUUUCUAUGAAAAAAUUUCCGAGGCCAAUAGAAAGUAUGCUAGUCUGAAGGCCGAGAUGGAAGCCUACCAUGAGCAUGCUCACAAACCAUCAACAGUAGGCCUGCGCCAGAGACGGGCUAGUGUGAAGACCUUGUUUAAGGACAAGGAAGUUAGUGGUGUAGCCCAUACACGAAAGCUCCAUGAUCUCAAACUGGCCUUCAGUGAAUUCUACCUUUCACUCAUCCUCCUUCAGAACUACCAGACACUAAACUUCACAGGCUUCAGAAAGAUCCUCAAAAAACAUGACAAGCUGAUGUCAACACAGAGGGGUACAGAGUGGAGACAAGCUCAUGUAGAUGCUGCCCCUUUCUACACCAACAAGGAAGUUGACCACCUUAUCACAGAGACAGAGAACAGUGUGACAUCAGACCUUGAAGGAGGAAACAGACAGAAGGCAAUGAAGAGGCUGAGAGUGCCACCUCUAGGAGAAACGCAAUCACCAUGGACAACCUUCCGAGUGGGGCUGUUUUUUGGAUGGUUCUCAGUGAUGUCUGUGGUUCUCGUGCUAACUGCAUUUUUCUCUGGCCACUCUGAGAACUGGGAGCCAGCCUUACGGAUGUAUCGAGGGAUAUUUCUAAUUAUACAGAUGAUUUUCCUGCUCGGGAUCAAUACAUAUGGCUGGCGGUCAUCAGGAGUCAAUCAUGUUCUCAUCUUUGAGAUUGAUCCUCGACAUCAUCUUUCUCAUCAACAGCUCUUAGAGCUGGCAUCUUCGUUGGCAGUACUAUGGGCUAUAAGUGUGCUGUGUUAUUUCUUUAGUGAUACGCUCCACAUUCCAGCGUUUGUGUUCCCACUGUCUCUGACAGGAUUUGUAUUGAUCUUCCUCAUCAAUCCUCUACCAAUUCUUCAUAAAAGUUCACGUAUGUGGCUUCUCACAGUACUGAAGCGGAUUUUUCUUGCACCAUUUUACAAAGUAGGAUUUGCAGACUUUUGGCUGGCUGACCAGCUCAACAGCUUAUCAACAGUUCUACUGGACUUUGAAUUCCUCAUAUGCUUUUAUGCAUUUGAAGUCGACUGGCUCUCAAGUACAUCUCCUGGUGUAUGCACUAUGAAUAAAUAUGGAAUCCGUGCUGUUGUAAGCUGUCUUCCUGCUUGGUUCCGAUUUGCCCAGUGUCUCCGUCGUUAUCGUGACACUAAGCUUGCCUUUCCUCAUUUGGUGAAUGCUGGGAAAUAUUCUACAACUUUCUUCACAACAGUUUUUUCAACACUGUACAAAGUGCAGAUAGAACUGUAUGGAGAAGGGCAGCGUCAGACCAGCGUAUUCUUUUACUUGUGGAUCGGGGCGUCGGUCAUCAGUACUUGUUACACUCUUACCUGGGACAUUAAGAUGGACUGGGGUCUACUAGACAAGAAUGCUGGGGAGAACACAUUCCUUCGUGAAGAGAUUGUGUAUGCUUACAAGGCUUAUUAUUAUUUUGCUGUGGUGGAAGACUUUGUGCUGAGGUUUGCCUGGACAAUAACAGUGUCUGUAGGAGAGGGAGGCUACUUUCCUGGGGAAGCUCUCAAAACUCUGUUGGCAUCAUUAGAAGUAUUCAGACGUUUUGUGUGGAACUUCUUCCGUCUCGAGAAUGAGCACUUGAACAACUGUGGUCAGUUCCGUGCGGUGCGUGACAUCUCCAUAGCACCCAUUGACUCCAAUGAUCAGACUCAGUUGGAGGACAUGAUGGACCAGGAUGAUGGUGCCUACACAUGUCGCUCGGAGCGUAAACGACUUAUGGGCAAGGCCUCUAAAAAGGACAAGGGAGCACUGUGGGUAUUUGGUGACGAGACCAUGGAAAAGAUCCCAUGGAAAUACAAAGGAGUGUGAUGUCUCACUGAAGAUCCAUGGGACACGUGGAGAGGGAUGAAAGGGGAAUAACUCCCCUCCAACUUUAAGUCCAGUUAAAAUAAUGUUGAAAACUUUUUGUUAUUGUUAUUGAGAACAAACCAGAGCUAACCAGAUAUGUUGUUCUGAAAUACAUCUCUGACAUGAUAAAUGGAGAGGUCAGCUAACCAGAUAUGUUGUUCUGAAAUACAUCUCUGACAUGAUAAAUGGAGAGGUCAGCUAACCAGAUAUGUUGUAGUCUUGCCAUUCUAGGUUUUACUUCCUGUAGAAGUAAAAUUGAACAGAUUUCAUGGAAGAAUGAAACAUUAUUUUGUUGGUAGAGAUAUUUUUGAAUUGAUAUGAUUUUUUUUACACGUAUCUUUAUGUUUGUAUUAUUUCGUAAAAUCUGUUGGAAGCCAUGUUCUGUUUGAUCUUGUUUAUCACGGUUAUCCAUUCCGUAUCAGGUGUAAAGGUAAGUAAUACCCAGACUGUUUUCAUGUUAUCAAACUUUUUUUCACUUGUAAUUAGUGCGAUGUUUGUAUUUAUACAGAUCAACUUAUAAUUGUAAACGGAUUUUGUUUUGUGUGCUAUGUUAUCCUUGUGUUCAUAUGAUUUUUAUGUCAAAUAUAGAUUUAUAUAUUGUUUUUUACACACAUGGACCUGAAAUUCAUCUUUUUUUAAAAUUUAUUCACAACAGGUUUAUGCCAUAAUAAAGUUUUAAAGAAAUUUUUAUGGUUCAACCUUAAAUCAAU